AUGUAUUAUCGAACAUUUACUGAUUUUGAAUCAUUGUCUGAAAUAUCUGGAAGAAAACCAACCAAUUCUUCGCAAGUUUUAAAUGAUCUUAAAGAUUUAGAUAAAAUACCAAAACACCUUGGUGUUAUGUUUUGGGGAAAUUUCAAUAAUAGUAACAAUGUCAAUAACAUUGAUAAGGAAAUAAAAAUGAUUAAGGAAGCGGCAGAAUUAUGUUGUUGGUGUAAAUGUGCUGGAAUUAAGAUAUUGAGUAUUUAUGAGAGUGAAGAUAAAAUAGUAGACUUACAAAUCAAUUUAAUUUCACGCUUUGAAGGAAGAGAUCACAUAAUAAAAGUGGUUAGAUCAUUGGCUGAAGAAGUGAAGCUAAAAAAAGUUAAAAAUGAUGAGAUUGAUGUUGGAGAAUUUGAUAAAAGAUUAAGCAUUCCACAAUUUCCAGAACCACAACUUUUAAUUUUAUUUUCUCCAAGAAUUGAAUUCGAUGGAUUUCCACCUUGGCAUAUUCAUUUAACUGAAAUAUUUCAUGUACCUAAUAAUAAUAAAUUCCAUUAUACAAUAUUUAUAGAAGGACUUAGAAAAUAUUCAAAAGUUGACCAAAGAUUUGUGGAAACAAAUGACCUAGUUGUCACUACUACCAACACAGGAAUAUUUAGCUCAUCAGAUUCCGAAAAAGCAAUUUGGGAAUCGCAUAAUUAUUUAGAUCAAGAAAUAAAAAUCAACGAAGAUACGUGGCGAGAUGAUUUAAUUUCUCCAAUACUAAGAUUCCCAUUCGCAACAUUGAUGAUAUCAUCAGAUUAUGUGAUAGAGAAAAAUGCCAAACGACAAACAAGAAAUGGCAAAGAUGGACCCACGAGAUUUCCGGAUUAUAUGUGGACCCUAAUAGGAAAAAUAUUUAAAUAUAGAUAUGAAUUGUUGUUUAUUGAAGUAUCAUAUGGUACAAAAGCAACAGGAGAAGAACUCAAUGAUAUCCCUGAAGGAGAGAUCGAAUCGACUUGGGAUGAAGUUGUUGAUAAUUUUGAUAAUAUGAAUCUAAAGCCUGAGUUGCUUCGUGGUAUUUAUGCAUAUGGUUUCGAAAAACCAUCUGCAAUUCAACAAAGAGCCAUUAUCCCAGUUAUAAAAAAUCAUGACGUGAUCGCUCAAGCACAAUCUGGAACGGGAAAAACCGCUACGUUCUCAAUCUCCAUUCUUCAAAAAAUCGACAUGUCAAUCAGUCAAUGCCAGGCACUUAUUCUUGCACCAACUCGUGAACUGGCGCAACAAAUUCAAAAAGUGGUGAUCGCGCUCGGCGAUUUUAUGAACGUUGAGUGUAACGCGACAAUUGGCGGCACGAAUGUUCGUGAGGGAAUCAAGAAACUAGAGGCUGGUGCUCAUGUAGUUGUCGGUACCCCGGGACGUGUAUUCGAUAUGAUUAAUCGUAGAGCUUUGAAAACCGAUUCCAUAAAGAUGUUUGUGCUUGAUGAGGCGGAUGAAAUGUUGUCACGUGGUUUCAAAGAACAAAUAUAUGAUGUUUUCCAAUUACUUCCACCAACUACACAAGUUGUUCUUUUAUCUGCUACCAUGCCAUCUGACGUUCUUGAAGUUUCCAACAAGUUUAUGCGCGACCCUGUUAGAAUUUUGGUCAAACGUGAUGAAUUGACAUUAGAGGAAGAAUGGAAACUUGAUACAUUAUGUGAUUUAUACGAAACAGUCACCAUCACCCAAGCCAUUAUUUUUUGUAAUACCAGAAGAAAAGUAGAUUGGUUGACUGAUAAAUUACAUUCUAGGGAGUUUACUGUUUCGGCUAUGCAUGGUGAUAUGGAUCAGGCUCAACGAGACGUUAUCAUGAAAGAAUUCCGGUCAGGAUCUUCUCGUGUACUUAUUGCUACUGAUAUUUUAGCUCGUGGUAUUGAUGUUCAACAAGUAUCAUUGGUUAUUAAUUAUGAUCUUCCUACAAAUCGUGAAAAUUAUAUUCAUCGUAUUGGCAGAGGAGGUCGUUUUGGUAGAAAAGGUGUUGCUAUCAAUUUUGUUACUAGUGAUGAUGUUAGAAUGCUUAGAGAUAUAGAACAAUUUUAUAAUACACAAAUUGACGAAAUGCCAAUGAAUGUGGCAGACUUGAUUUAA
This is a messenger RNA of Entrophospora candida, 2094 nucleotides long. The record is from the annotation of a GenBank genome assembly. NCBI's taxonomy places the organism in Eukaryota, Fungi, Glomeromycota, Glomeromycetes, Entrophosporales, Entrophosporaceae.